AUGACGAACCAAGUGAUACUUCUUGAUUUCUGGCCAAGCAUGUUCGGUAUGAGGACGAAGAUAGCUUUGGCUGAGAAAGGAGUAGAGUAUGAGUACAAGGAGACAGAUCCAUGGGUCAAGACUCCUUUGCUCAUCGAGAUGAAUCCGGUUCACAAGAAGAUUCCGGUUCUCAUUCACAAUGGUAAACCGAUCUGUGAAUCUCUUAUUCAGAUUGAGUACAUCGACGAGGUUUGGUCCGAUACAUACCCAAUCCUUCCUUCUGAUCCUUAUGAGAAAUCUCAAGCUCGAUUUUGGGGAGAGUUCAUCGACAGAAAGUUCUACGACCCAUCAUGGAAAGUAUGGGGAACAAAGGGAGAAGAACAAGUUGCAGCUAGGAAAGAACUGAUCGAACAUUUCAAGACACUUGAAACCGAGCUCGGAGACAAACCUUACUAUGGUGGUGAGGUAUUCGGAUUCGUAGACAUUGCAUUGAUAGGAUAUUACAGUUGGUUCAAAGCCAUGGAGAAAUUUGGGGAAUUUAGCAUCGAAAAAGAGGCUCCCAAAUUGAUUGAGUGGACCAAGAGGUGUAUAGUGAGAGAGAGUGUGAUCAAGGCAAUGGCUGAUCCUGACAAUAUUAUUCAGUAUGCUUGUGUGUUCAGGAAGAGUCUUGGAGUCGAAUAG
This is a messenger RNA of Arabis nemorensis, 660 nucleotides long. NCBI's taxonomy places the organism in Eukaryota, Viridiplantae, Streptophyta, Magnoliopsida, Brassicales, Brassicaceae. The record is from the annotation of a GenBank genome assembly.